GUGGAAGCCAUGGAGGCGUCGGCCAUCGCGAUAGGCAAGACCAUCGUCAAGCUCGGUCGGGAGAUCAAGAGCUGGCCGGUGUGGGCGUGGAUGAAGGACACGGUGGAGGCCUUCAAGCGCACCAUGCCGCUGAUCACCGACCUGAGGAACGAGGCCAUGCGCGAUCGCCACUGGUCGCAGAUCAUGGAGACAGUGGGAUCGAAGUUUGACCCAUUCGCAGAUGACUUCACCCUGGACUCCAUUGUGAAACUGCAGCUGGACCAGCACGCGGACUUCAUUUCCGAGCUGUCCACAAAUGCGACGAAGGAGCUGGCCAUCGAGCAGUCCAUUCAGGCCAUAAGCGAGGUGUGGGCGGAACUUCACCUGGAUAUGGCGGAGUACAAGCAGACCUGCAAGCUGCGUAGCACAGAGGACGUGUUUGCCUCGCUGGAAGACAACGCCGUUACACUGUCCACCAUGAAGGCGUCACGCUUUUUCGUUGUGUUCGAAAAAGACAUCACGCAUUGGGAGCAGCUGCUUUCCCUGGUGUCCGAGAUGAUCGAAAUCAUACUCCAGGUGCAACGCAACUGGAUGUACCUGGAGAAUAUCUUCAUCGGCUCCGAGGACAUUCAAAAACAGCUGCCCCAGGAGUCCCUGCUCUUCGAGGAAGUCCACCAGACAUUCAUGGCCUCCAUGAAGAAACUGAGGGAUGCCAGCCUGGUCACGGCGGCGUGCUCCCUGCCGGGCAUCCUGGAGACCUUCAACGACAUGGACGCCAAACUGGAGAAGAUCCAGAAGUCGCUGGAGAACUACCUUGAGAGCAAGCGGCAGCAGUUCCCGCGCUUCUACUUCCUGUCCAGCGACGACCUGCUGGAGAUCCUGGGCCAGGCGAAGGACCCCAUGAACGUCCAGUCGCACCUGAAGAAGU
Ostreobium quekettii is the source of this 907-nucleotide messenger RNA. The record is from the annotation of a GenBank genome assembly. NCBI's taxonomy places the organism in Eukaryota, Viridiplantae, Chlorophyta, Ulvophyceae, Bryopsidales, Ostreobiaceae.